Messenger RNA from Diachasmimorpha longicaudata, 2292 nucleotides. RefSeq lists its product as uncharacterized. Lineage: Eukaryota; Metazoa; Arthropoda; Insecta; Hymenoptera; Braconidae. Bases 368 to 853 code for a protein of 161 amino acids. The record is from RefSeq and is a predicted model, not a curated record. The transcript is spliced from 4 exons.
UGUAAAUUCUGAGUGAAUUAUAAACAUUAAAUCGCAUUAAUCAAACGUUUGGUGUUUGUGUUCGUCGAAUAUAUUUGAAAAUUCCCGCACUUGUGGUGGAGAGUGGUUCAGCACUCCGCGGGUAACGGACCCCCCACCUGGAAUACCCGAGGGCCAGACUUGCACGUAGCAAUCAUUAAUAUCAGCAGCUGAAAAGAAAACUGAUUGUUUUUUUUUUCUAAUUACAAUCUCAAGUCUGCCUAGUAACUAUAACGCUGCUAGGGAAUUGUUAGGGGCUUUAGUAGAGCAAGUUUGCUGGAGGUCACGACUUCCCCUCCCCUCGCUCGUUAACUACAACAAUUAUUUUUGAUAUUAUUCACAUGAUAUUAUGAUUUUUCCACGCAGUUUCGGAAUCAUGUGGAAUUCUCUUCGUUUCACAAAUUCUCUGAGGAACCUGAGAAAUUUCUCAGUGGGAUCAAUGUCGAAGAAUUCUCAGCCGAAAGCAGCAAGUUCACCAGCUACGGGGGAGGCUUCCAAAACUAAUACAGAACAAGUCUUGGGACCUUUCCAGCAUAGAGUCACAGAUUUCGACAAAUGGAUCCUAGUGGUGACAAAGAAAUAUCCGAGUAAAGACCAAGUCCCAACACUUGUAGCAGAUAAUAUAAUGCAGAACGCCAUGAGCAAAGCCAGGAUUGGAGCCUCCACCGUGAUAAUGGUAUUGACAGGAAUGUACGCCCUCUAUACAGUGGUAACGAGCAAAAAAGUGCAGAAAGAAUAUCUGGAUAAUAUGGAGCACACUCGUACCGAUUACCGUCAACAGGUCACCGAAGAGUUUCGCCAAAAAAUGGCUGAAGCCUCUGCGAAAAAGCCAUAAUUUUUAUGUGAUUGAUAGCAGUAGAUAGAUUAACUCGAUAAAGUCAUUAACACUCGUAGGAGUAACAAUAAAGUAGGAACAGUCGGGUGGUGCACAGUUAACUGCUACUAUUUCUUUCCAUCAACAAUUCCUGAUACAUGUAACGCAUUUUUAUAAAUUUGUGAAUAUUAACAUAGAGGGAGUAUGCUAUUUGCAAAUACACUGAGAGCUCUAGUAUAUUUUUGAGAGUUUUCACACAGAAAGUAUUUUCUUCCUGAAACUUUUAUGAUUCAGAAGAAUUUGAUCAAUCAGUCGAUCAGCUAUUGGGCCUUUUGCCGGUUCUUGGUCUGCCAUUGCAGAGUGAAUUUUUUAAUUUUAUUAAAGAUUGUGAGAUUAUUUUUUAUCAGAACGUUGUAAUGAUAUUUUUACUCAAAUUUUAAGUCAGUGGCGCAGUGGUAAAAUGAGAUAAGUUGACUUAUCUCUGAGUCCAGUUUUUGAGCACUAACUCUGAAUGUAAGAGAGACAGUGGAAUUUUUGUAAUAACAUUUAUUGUAGCACUCAAUUGGCUCCACAAAAAAGCUCGCAAUGAAAGUUUUGCUAUCUGUUGGUAGUAGUGGAAAGAUUGGACAAGCCGAAGUAACAAGAGAUCAGAGAUCAAUACAGAACCAAUGUAGACAGCACGUCUGCGCAAAUUUACUAUUUCUGAUUGACUGAAUACAUUUUCCAGACUUUAAGGUAGACACAAACGCAGGCUUCGUCUGUACAAUUGAAUAGUUGUCACCGUUGGUUCCAGCACUAUCACAAAAACUAAUCAAUAGUCAACAGUGAUCUUAUUUACCAUUUCGUUAGUGAUUUGUAAUUGCGGUAGGAAUUAUCAAAAAGAAAAAAUAUUUGCUGAUAUUUGAUGUUGUAUUGUAUACUAUAUACAAGAGGGUGGGGGCAUAAGAACACAGUUUUCCAAUUUUGAUGAACAAUAAUCGUUGAAUCGUCAUGAGAUGCACGAGAAUUAAUGAAAAAUGAUAUUAACGUUUGGAAAUACCACGAAAGACAAAAACCAUUAAUCAUUGAUGGUUACAUUCUUAAUAAAGACAGUCAUAAUAUUGGUAUACUUAUGUAGAAUUGAAACUCCAUCGCUAAGGAUGCACACAACAACCCAGGGGCAAAACCGUGAUACAGAAUAAAUCAGGAAAAAAAUGACGGUUAAAAAUGAAAAUAUUUACCCAAAAUUAACAUUCAUUUUAACAGGAGGAAUUAUUGCAUAGAGGAAAUUUCCAAGUAGCGUCGCGUCAUUAUGGACGAUCGAUAAUGAAAUUACUAGGAAUUUCGAAAAGAAUACUCGACGAAGGAAAUUAUUAUUAAGACUAUUUGCUGUGUUGAAGAAUAUUGCUUGGUGUGAAUUGCAAAGCGUUAUUGAAAAAAAAAAAACAAAAUAAAGAGAAAUUUAUCAGCUGACAUUGAAA